Messenger RNA from Eucalyptus grandis, 4881 nucleotides. Its product is annotated as pentatricopeptide repeat-containing protein At1g62260, mitochondrial. The record is from RefSeq and is a predicted model, not a curated record. The transcript has 4 exons. Lineage: Eukaryota; Viridiplantae; Streptophyta; Magnoliopsida; Myrtales; Myrtaceae. Gene Ontology annotation, biological process: RNA modification. The coding region runs from base 51 to 2120 and encodes 689 amino acids. Gene Ontology annotation, molecular function: RNA binding; protein binding.
CAUUGAGAGGGGCUACAGGCUGCAGAGCUUGAACUGACCUUGGGUUGCGGAUGACCAGCACAAGCUCGACCGGGUCGUCUUGCUUCCCCGACAGACAUGAGGAUCUGCUGGAGGAGGCUCUGCAUCUUGAACAGGCCCACGUUCCUGUCGUGGAGACGGCCUCAACGUCGACUCAAUCCUCUUCCCUUGGCGACCCGCCAUUUCCCCACCGGAGACCCCGACGAGCUCGCGGCUUUGCCUCCGCGAGGGAGUGUACAGGGUCCCGUACCCCGGAUUUGUUCGCACUGAACAAGCAGAUUUCGCACCUGGUCAGGGCGGGCCGUCUCGGCGAAGCCAGAGCGGUCUUCGACGCCGCCGAGUGCCGGAACACCGUGACGUGGAACGCCAUGAUCACGGGCUACGUGAAAAGAGGAGCAAUGGCGAGGGCGCGCGAGCUGUUCGACGGAAUGCCCGAGAGGGACGUUACGUCGUGGAAUCUGAUGAUUUCGGGUUACGUCUCGUGUCGCGGGAGUGGGUUCGUUGAGGAAGGGAGGGAACUGUUUGAGCGAAUGCCCGAGAGAGAUUGCAUUUCCUGGAACACGAUGAUUAGUGGGUAUGCGAAGGUGGGGAGGAUGGAUGAGGCGUUGUGGCUGUUUCAGCGGAUGCCUGAGAGAAAUGUCGUUUCUUGGAAUACGAUGGUAACUGGGUUUCUGAGGAACGGUGAUGUGGAACGCGCAGUUGGGUUUUUUAAGGAGAUGCCGGAUCGGGAUUCGGCUUCUCUAAGUGGCCUUGUGUCAGGUCUUAUUCGUAAUGAUAAAUUAGAUGAAGCUGCUAGGAUUUUUCUUGAACACGGGAAUCCGGAUGGCAGGGAAGAUACAGUGGGAGCUUAUAACACUCUGAUUGCUGGGUAUGGCCAAAGAAGACGCAUUGAAGAGGCUCGUUAUCUUUUUGACCUGAUCCCAUUUGGUAAUGAGAGAGGGGAGGGGGGUGCUCAGAAGUUCGUGAGAAAUGUGGUGUCAUGGAAUACCAUGAUCAUGUCCUACGUUAAAGUAGGAAAUACUGUUGCUGCCAGAGAACUCUUUGAUCAAAUGACAGAACGUGAUACAUUUUCUUGGAACACCAUGAUUAGUGGUUAUGUACACAUGUCUAACAUGGAAGAGGCGUCCAAACUUUUUCAAGAUAUGCCUAAUCCUGAUACUUUUACGUGGAAUACUAUGAUCUCAGGAUACGCCGAAACUGGAAACCUUGAAUUUGCGAGGGAUUUAUUUGAGAAGAUGCCUCAAAAGAACUUGGUCUCAUGGAAUUCUGUGAUAGCAGGAUAUGAGAAAAAUGAGGACUAUAAAGGAGCGGUUGUACUCUUCAUUCAGAUGCUGACCAAUGGGGAGAAACCCGAUCGACAUACUUUAUCUUCCAUUCUAGCCAUAGCCACUGGUCUUGUUGAUCUUUCCCUAGGUUUGCAGAUCCACCAGCUGGUCAACAAAAUAGUUAACCCAGAUGUGCCUAUAAACAAUUCCCUCAUCACUAUGUACUCAAGAUGUGGGGCGAUUGUCGAUGCUCGGACUAUCUUUGAUGAGGUGAACUUACAGAAGAAUGUGAUCACUUGGAACGCAAUGAUUGGAGGAUAUGCAUCUCAUGGGUUUGCUGCAGAGGCUCUUGAACUCUUUAAAUUGAUGAAGAGAUUUGAAGUUAGGCCUACUUAUAUAACCUUUAUUUCUGUUCUGAGUGCUUGUGCUCAUGUUGGGUUAGUGGAAGAAGGCCGGAGGCAUUUUCUGUCGAUGUCUAAGGAGUAUGGCAUAGAACCAACGGUUGAACAUUUUGCAUCACUUGUGGACAUAGUGGGCCGGCACGGGCAGCUUAACGAGGCCUUCGAUAUAAUAAAGGGCAUGCCAAUGAAGCCAGAUAAGGCUGUUUGGGGUGCUUUACUUGGUGCUUGUAGAGUGCAUGACAAUGUGGAGCUGGCUCGAGUCGCAGCUGAAGCAUUGAUGCAACUUGAGCCAGAAAGUUCAGCACCAUACAUCUUGCUAUACAACAUGUAUGCAGAUGCCGGACGCUGGGAUGAUGCAAACAAAGUGCGCAUGAUGAUGGAGAGAAAUGCAAUUAAGAAGUGUAAGGGGUAUAGUCGAGUGGAUUCCCCGCAGUAGCUGCUGUUUCAUAUGCUGACCUUCGGUUUAUUCCCUGCAUCAACCUUCUUUUGCUUAUGAAGUCAAAAGAAGUUAGAUAACUAAUAGAUCUUUUUGUCCUAUACAACAGGAUGAAAGAGACCAGAAAACUGGAAAAUAGCUGGCUUAUCUGGUCGAUUUAAUUGGGAUUCUCAAGAAAGAACGAGGACUCUGGUUUUCAUGGUGAAUCGUUUGCUGAUAUCAUAAAAAUUUCUGGCCUAUUACAAAUGAAAAUCAAUGACCCCAACAAUUUAUAUGUACAAUUAAAUAGGAGUUGAAGCCAAUCUAGACUCUUAAUUGGCAUGCUCAACUUUUGUAUGAAUCAUUCAUGCUAAUGCAUUACUGCUUCAUCAAAAUGAACACAUGAAGAGCAAUGACUUUUUCUGCAUGGGAUGUUGACCUGCAUCAUCCAUCUUCAUUGGCCAACGUGGCUUUUAUUCAAGAUCCAUGACAAGUGGAGAUGUUACAUGUUGAUGCUACAAAAAGCCUGGGUAUUCUGCAACUGAGUAGCUUGGCAAGCACACAGAUACUACUCUUUAACAGAGAGAAUAGAAUGAUCACUCGCAUAUUGGCUCUCUUCACUGUUCACUUUUUCUGGAGAGAAUUCUCUGCUAUUCUUUGGAACUUGUCUCUUGAAUAUGUGAUGCCUCUCUUUCCGCAACUUAAGCAAAGAAAGGAGGAAGAGGAAGAACAAGCAAAUGGUUAGCAAUUUUGUCAAAGCUGCAAGGCUACUUAUAUUGUUUUGAGGCCUAAGUCACUCAAGGAUUCAAGGGGCUUCUACUUGCAUGCGUGGGGCUUUGACUUAUAAACUGCAGUUCAACAAUGAUUUUCUUUGUAAUAAUAAUAAUUGCUGCUCAUCUGUGUCAUUCUUCUGAUACUAAAAUCAUCUUCAGGGUUCUCUAUUUAUUUCCAUAAAAUUCCAAACAAAAUUUGAUGAAUCAACAGUAAUGGCAACGGUCACUGGUAGCAUUGACGGGUGACAAUGAGUCGCUAAUUACUACCAUCAAUUGAAACAGUGUAGCAGUGACAGACACCCGGUAGCAACCAGUGACCGGUGAAGGGUGACGGUGGUUGCUGGGGACCAGGGGUGUUGGCAGCUAGCAACUGGUGACAUUGAUUGGUGGCUUGCCGACCUGGACAACCUACUAGUGAUGGGGUGGUCGAUGGAGGUUAUUGAGAUGGAACAAGAAGUUCAAUGGGGUUCAAGAGAGCACUCUUGCCUUUUGAAGGGGACUCCGCUGCAGUUGAUCGUGAUGCUGAUAAUCAAGGUGCUAGCCUUGUCAUUUCACGAGAGCACCCAUUUCUCCAUGAUUCAGUAAUCUGGGUUUAACCAAUACGUGAUUGGGAUGUUAUUGGGUCCACCUUCCAUGGAAAUACUGAGGACGGAGGGAGAGGAGGAUAUAAUUGCAGCUAAGCUUCAAAAUUUGAAGGAUGCAAGCAGGAGCCGUGCUAUCAGAUCUCGGGGCAGCUGCUUUUCCAAGGAGCAGUGGGAGGGUUACUUGGAGGGGAGAGCUUUAGAGAAGUCACAUAGUGGAAAGCUUCAAGUUCUCUCUGAGUACAGUUUGGAAAUAGUAAUCGGGGGAUAACAGUAGAUCUCGCUUGCACAAGCUGAACAUUAAGAAUGUGCCGAUGCCUGCCUGGAAUAUGAAAAGAUUGAUCGAUAUCGUGCAAGCAUGUAUUUGAUUUGACAUUGGACAAGCGGAAACAAGGUUCUACUCAAGAAUGAGUUGGACACCUCGAUCGGGAGGGGAAAAAAAAGCCAAAGCUGCAGCUUCCACCGAACGUGGCUAGCCAUGCAAGGCCUCAGACCUUCCAAAGCAGAUGCCGGCGACGAUCAAAGGCGAGUGGUGGCGAGGCUUGCCGCCACCAACCAUUGGCAAGGGCGAGCCUCGCCUAGUGAUGACAAGGUCGCCUUAGGUGAGGUCACCCUCGCCUUGGCUAAGCGAGGCCCCACCAAAUCCGGCGAAGUCGCCUUCGCCAUGGCUAAGCGAGGUCCCACCAGAUUUAGUGAACCUCAGCCUCACCCAAUCAUGGCAAGACUGCGACUUGCCCAUAGCUAGCAAGGCUCCAUCGUCGCCAGAUUCAAUGAAGGCGAGCCUUGCCCGACCAUUGGCAGCCCUCGCCAGAGGCUGGCCUUCAACCUUGCGACCUUUGGCAUGGUCGGGCCUUGCCCAUGGUUGCUAAGGCUCGACCCUCGCCGACCCAAUGAGCAACCUGGGCAAGGUCACGUAACCAUGGCCAAGCUUCCUUGAGGCUAGCAAGGGACUUUGCCUUUGGCCGAUCACUUGAGGAAGGAGGAGGAAGUAAAGAAAAAAGAAAAAUAAAAUAAAAUAUUAUUAAAAUGUUAUCUAUGUUAGUGUCGGUUGGAUGGUCGGUGUCGCUCGGCCAAAAUUGGUCAAGAAUAUUAAAUUGACACCAAUUAGAAAAAUUGCAAUAAGUUUAGGAUUGUUUAAGUAAUUUUUCCUAUAUAACAAAUAUUGCUAAUAUCUCACUUUUCUUGAUAUAUAUAUUAUAGGUUUGGAAAUAUAUAGAUAGCUUGUCCGACAUCACUAGAUUAAUAUAGGAUCAUCAAAAACAAUUUGUAGUGCGAAUCCGGUUACUACAAAAUCACUUUAUUCGUAUCAAAUCAAGAAAUUGACGAGCGAAUUACUAAAAAAGCGUUCAACCUAUUACAGUUUUACUAAUUCAAUCAUAAACUUUUUUCUUGGUCAAUUUAGUCUUAAAUAUUUUGCAAUUGUGCAAA